AUGGACUACUCGGCUGUUCCCACGCCCGUCGCCUGCUAUGCCGACUUUUGUCUGAUUCCGGUCGGCACCGGCAACGUCUCUGUGGCCGAGGACGUGGCGGAGGUCCAGCGGCUGCUGCAGGCCUCGGGCCUGACGGUGACGAUGCACGCCAGCGGCACGACGGUGGAGGGCAGCUGGGACGACGUGAUGCGGGUGGUUGGGCAGGCGCACACCGUGGUGCACCAGCGCGGCGUGCUGCGGGUGCAGAGCUCGAUGCGCGUGGGGACGCGGACGGACAAGAAGCAGACGGCGGCCGACAAGGUGAAGCGCGUGCAGGACAUCCUGAAGGAGUAG
Messenger RNA from Sporothrix brasiliensis 5110, 333 nucleotides. RefSeq names its product cell wall biogenesis protein Ecm15. NCBI's taxonomy places the organism in Eukaryota, Fungi, Ascomycota, Sordariomycetes, Ophiostomatales, Ophiostomataceae. The transcript is spliced from 2 exons. Gene Ontology annotation, cellular component: cytosol. The record is from RefSeq and is a predicted model, not a curated record. Bases 1 to 333 code for a protein of 110 amino acids.